GGCGUACUACAUGCUGCGGGCUAACGCGUCGCACUUCAGUUCUCGGUUAGCGUUUGGGGAGCGUGGUCCGACGAGCCCUCCGUACAACGCUCCGCUUCUGUUCCAUUCGUCGUUUGCCGGGAAGUCUUUGUCGGCGAUAUUCCGCAGUGUCGCGAUUGUGGUGUGAGUGAUUGUGUGUGAAAAUGUGUUGUGGUUGUUCAUAAAAGGCGAGAGGAGUAUUUUCACGUUGGAUAUUGACCAUGCUUCCGAUCUUCCUGGACCGAAUGUCUUCACAGCAGACUCGAUACUAUUGGGCUUGGUUAUUGCCUUCAACUAUCAAACUUCAACGAUUGCACUGUGCAAAAGUCCGUCAAGAAGAGGGAAAAGUGAACGAAGGAAUUCGUCUGGGUCCAUGGCCGAGCUGUUGAACAGGGAUCCAGGAUUUAAAAGAACACACGAUACACUCCAGCUACCGUAUUAAAAACAAUUAUCACUUUUUUGUGAAGAAAUGUUACGCGAGACAUGUGGUUAAUCAUUUUCGGAGAGUCUUGGAAAACACAUGGCUG
Molecule: messenger RNA, 545 nt
Organism: Acanthoscelides obtectus
Lineage: Eukaryota; Metazoa; Arthropoda; Insecta; Coleoptera; Chrysomelidae
Source: the annotation of a GenBank genome assembly